AUGUCUAGAAGAGGUCUCCCAUUUGGUUUUGGUAUAGAAGCGGAAUCAAUACUAAAUGAUUCCCAGUCAAAACCACAUUUGGCUCUCCCCAUAAAUCACGAGUUAAACGAAGAUGAAGAGAACGUAGCGAAACAGUCUAUUUCAUUUGCUAAGUUGGUAGCGGAUGGCCCCUUUUUCACAGGUUCUACUAUUGGACCUAGGGAAGAAACGGGCGAUGGAAUUCAAAGACAUUCAGAUAAAUAUAAAAAAACCAAGAAAAUCGGCAGAACCAUAGAGGAGCACCCUUACCAAUUGGAAUUCUUCCCAGAUGAGCUCUACCUGGUGAUGGGUAUCUCCAACAAGCAGAAGAAAAUGUUACUAUCAGCUUACAAGGUUGAUGGAGGGUUACAGUCUUUCAACUUAACAGAGAACGACGACGAAAAGGCGACUAGCUUAUUGGAAAAAUUCAAGAACUUGGCUGAAGAGAUUGAAGUGAACGAAGACAAAGACCAGCCUGAAGAAAUUGAGGAAGAGUUUGAUGACGAAUAUGAGGAAGACGACGACGAUGAUUAUAAUGCCGAAAAGUAUUUCGACGAUGGCGAUGAUGAAGGUAUGGAUGGAGGAGACGAUGAAGCAGCUUUCUAA
This is a messenger RNA of Dujonia railenensis, 624 nucleotides long. The record is from the annotation of a GenBank genome assembly. NCBI's taxonomy places the organism in Eukaryota, Fungi, Ascomycota, Pichiomycetes, Serinales, Debaryomycetaceae.